AUGUCCUUCAGUUUGCACAGAAAACAUUUACUCACUGCAGAAAUUCACACAAAUGCAGCAUACAACAUGUGUGGCAACCACAGGGCCUUAUGUGCUCCACUUUAUGUGUGUCUCUUCCUACUGUUGACUUCCGGCGUAAGGUCGACUUUUGGAGUACAUGUCUACACUUCCGUACAGACCCGGCGAUAUCCCCAUCAAAACUGGACAUGGCUUAAAAACGAAACCACCCCAUUGAACAAGGAAAUGUAUCAGAGGGAUUAUGUCCUUCCACCUUUGGAAUUGCGUGAUGAACCACAGACCAUCGGGCCUUAUUUUACACCAAGGAAACUAAGUGGCUAUUCGGAAAUUAGGAACAACUACAUGCCAAGGCAGCCUUCUGUUUUUGAUAAUGGGCAUUCCACCAGUCUUCACAGUCGUAUUUCCAAGAAACCAACAAAUAGAGUAAACAGUUAUCCCCCUUGGUACGCUGAUAAAUAUAGACGAUACCAGAGAGAUGAAGCUGAUCCAUUUACUGACGGUAUCAUACCUCAGCCAUGGAACUACCAACCUCGAUGUAGAUCAUGUGGUCGGCCGUUGCUCCAAGAUUCAUUCUGUUCGGAUGAUUUCGUGCUCCGCGUUUUUGUUUACAAAGAUAUCACAGCCAACAACGGUGUGCGACAGUAUCUUGUCUACAUUUACGACGUGUACAAAGAUAACAAACAGUUUUUUCAUCCGACGCAUUACAGUAGGAUCAUGUACAGGUGUGACCGUUUUCAAACCGGCCCUGAUCUUGGACAGGUAUAUCUGAUAACAGGACUUUAUGAGGACGGAGUCCCAAACGUAGACUCUUGUUCAUGGAAAGCAAGAUGGAAUGAUGUGACAAGACAACAGAAACGUCAUCUGCGUUUCAAAUAUCAGGCAUACUGUGGAAUUUGUAAAAUUCAACGAGUGCUUCGAAUUAAUCCUAUCUACCAUCGGCGUUCAGAUACGUGCUACGUUGCGCUUACGCCAAAUCCAAACGAGUUGGCCUGUCGUGAUCGGUUCUCUAUUUGUCGAUACAAACGUCAAACACAGUCGUGUGGAUUCAAUCAGCGCACUCCGUACGAAAUCUGCGAAAAGUGGCUCUCAGUAAAGGCUUGAAAACCAAUCACUACAAUUGUUCCAGUGCAGGUAACAAAGUGUCAGACCUUUUACACUCACAAGAGGAAACAUAUUACCAAACAGAUAUACCAUGCCCACAUCCAUACGAGAAUUUCGAACAUUUAAGUCAUGAUGGAAAGAACUUUCGAAAUAAUCUCAAUGCCAAAGAAGCGACAAUGAUCUGCAACGGCGUCAAACAUUUCUCGAAUCGACGAAGACAUUAGCUCCGUCUGCAAAGUUUCAUUUACUCCAAAACACGAAUGAACCUAUGAAUCACCAAUGCAGAUUAUGUUCACUCUGAACGCCUUAAAUCGAUCCAUUGACACGUGUAUUUUAAUUGAUAUAUUUUGUGAAUAUCUAAUAACGGUAAAUUAUGUGAUCAACGUGAAAUGUUUCUGUCUUUUGGCAGCAUGUUAAGCACAGUCACCCGUGUUAAAAAGAACAUUCACGAAGAACGCU
Molecule: messenger RNA, 1578 nt
Organism: Opisthorchis viverrini
Lineage: Eukaryota; Metazoa; Platyhelminthes; Trematoda; Opisthorchiida; Opisthorchiidae
Exons: 5
Coding region: 1-1119 (372 amino acids)
Biological process (GO): negative regulation of membrane protein ectodomain proteolysis; negative regulation of endopeptidase activity
Cellular component (GO): extracellular matrix
Molecular function (GO): metalloendopeptidase inhibitor activity; protease binding
Source: RefSeq, a predicted model, not a curated record